GUCACGAGUUGAAAUUCAGUGUCAUGGCUCCUGUGUGGUGUUAUGAAAGAUGUUUGGUGUGUUGAAGCGAAACAGAAAUUAUAAUCCCCUGAUUAUGAAUGUACACAGUAUUCUUAGGUUCCGUGUAUGUAAUUCCAGACUACUUUAUUAUAUCUAAUUUCGUAUAUUAUGAAAGACGUAAGUUUAUGAAGAAUAAUUAUGCCUUCUUCAAGCACACUGACUUAAAAUUAUUAGUCUCAAUUUUUUAAAUUUUCUGCAGAGUUUGACUUAAAAACUCCAGUAUGAUGAAAUUAAUUCAUGUAACUGUGAUGGUCCAGGGCCAAAUUUGGGACGAAAUCCUGAUUUCUCAAGAUCAUGUAUUAUUUAUAACAUUUAGAAGCAGCGAUUUUGCACACCUGGAAUUAUGGGAAAGUAUUAAAGCUAAAGAAUUAAUCAUGUUAGAGCAUAAAUGUGCUACACCACUCAAAUUUAAUAAUAGUAUACUGAACAUCAAUGGACAAGAUAUUAUGGAAAAGGUAAACAAAUUAGAUAUUUCAUCCCAUGAGGAAGGUGAUACUGAUAUGUUAUCGGAGCAGAAAUUCAAGAUAUCAAGGUGUGUACAAAAACUGUACAUAAAUGGGUAUCUUCUGUCUUUAUUUGUCAAAACGUUACAACGAUCUGAAGUGUACAGGAGAAGUGUUGUUAAACAUUUCAAGGAGUGCAUCGGAAAGACAGGAAGAAUAUCCCAUCCAAGUGGCAUAAUUAAAGUCAAUAUGAAGUUGGUGUGUCCCCAUAAGCACAUAAUUGACUUUUCAUGGAAUGAGCGAAUUGAAAAACUGGUACUACAGAGAAGGGAGUUGGAUAAUGCUAUGUCAUGGUUGUCAACCCUAGGCGGCGCUUUCUCGGCACUGGGAGAGGAAUUCAAACACUGUGCAGAGAUUGCGGGCCGCAUUUCAGUUAAACAGUUCAACAUUGCACUGAGUCUGGGAGACCCUACGAUUGUGGCUCGAUGUAAACUUUAUCUUGCCCUCAGUUUAGUACAAAGAGGACAUCUGGUGCCUGCCCGCCGCAUCAUAGAACAGCAGUAUUAUCUAGCAUGUUCUGCUCCUGUUUUGGACACACAGCUGAUUUCCAUAUGUCUCGGAAUAUGGGCUAAACUGAAAUAUGAGCAUCACAGGAGGAGGACAGAGCAAAGAGGAAAGAAGUGACAAGGUUGCUACAAACAAACUUUGUCACUAUCAUCCAAAUUUGUGUCGUGGAUGUCAUUCAGUUUUACUCCUGACGACACAAGAAAAUUGGUAUGAAGCUCUCAAGGUUUUGUCUUCACAGAGAAUUUUCUGACAGCUGAAAGGUGUUCUGCAACAAAACGAAAGCUUAUUAUACGCCAGGGUUGGCAAACCGUUUUUCUGCAUAGUGCCAACAGUCGUUGUUGCUCCAGUACCACCUCGCGGACUGAACGAGACAUCUACUGUUGCACGUGUAUUACACAGUUCUUCUGUUCUUGGCAUCUGUGUGGUUUUGAAUAUAACACAAAUGAUAUUUAUGGCUUAAGAUGGCUUCUUAAAUUUGUCUUAUGUAUUUUGUGGUUAAAAAUAAUCAACGUGAUAAUACAGAUGUUCCUCGAUUUAUGUUAUAUCCAUUCCAAAAUAAAGUUGCAGAGUGUAAAAUUAUA
This is a messenger RNA of Cryptotermes secundus, 1651 nucleotides long. RefSeq lists its product as uncharacterized. The record is from RefSeq and is a predicted model, not a curated record. Bases 282 to 1187 code for a protein of 301 amino acids. The transcript has 3 exons. Lineage: Eukaryota; Metazoa; Arthropoda; Insecta; Blattodea; Kalotermitidae.